Prunus avium (sweet cherry) is the source of this 1660-nucleotide messenger RNA. RefSeq names its product D-aminoacid aminotransferase-like PLP-dependent enzymes superfamily protein. The record is from RefSeq and is a predicted model, not a curated record. Gene Ontology annotation, molecular function: catalytic activity. Lineage: Eukaryota; Viridiplantae; Streptophyta; Magnoliopsida; Rosales; Rosaceae.
AUUUCUUUAUCUUUACAAUUUGUUGUUAUAAAAACGACAGUUUCGUCCUGUCCUAUAUUUCAUUGCAAAUGAACGACACUGUACUGGCAGUCAACCUCUUCAUCACUUUUACUACUGCAAACCCAGAACCUGAACGAUUAAAAAUCAAUGGCGACCAUCAGCAACUAAAUCAAUGGCGACUUUAAGCCCCAGGUUCUUGUUCAGCAAGGGCGUCGUUUCACAGUCCGCCAACACUCCACCGGUUACAAGCUUCCUCGAAACGCAUCCAGGGGCGUACACGACGUCUCGCACUCACAAAGACGCGUCGUUCGUGCUGUUCUGGGAACGACACUUGAAGAGACUGGUGGACUCAGUAGCAAUUCUAUACAAUUCGAAUCCUCAGCUUCUGUUCGGACCCAACAAAACGACUUCGCUUUCGUUGCCGUCGCUCUCCUCCAACUCCCCUUUGCUCCAGUCGGAGGUUCGCGAGCUCGUGAACCGUUCGAUGAAACGAGUGUUGCCGAUUGCUUUGAAAGAGAGGAGUGAGGGAGAGGAACUGUCAAUUACAGCUCUGGUCAGUGGCAAUUUGGAGAAAUUGAGUGAGAAUGAGAGUGAGGGCUUGGACCAUGAAAGAUUUGGCAAUGGGGUUUUUGAUGUGAGUAUUUACAUUGGGACUUAUGUGCCAACUGUGUUUGGUAUCGAAGGAACCGGUGCGCAUUUGGCUGUGGUGGGUCGUGGGAGAGACGAUGCUUCUGCUAAGUAUUCGGAUUGGGUGAGGAUUAGGAAGUCUUUGGAGAGGUUGAGGCCGCCCAACGGGACCGAGCUCUUGUUGUCUAAUGACGGUGACCGGAUUCUUGAGGGGACGGUCUCAAACUUCUUUGUCGUCUGCCGGAAGGAUAACGAUGAAGCUAAGGGGCAAAGUAUGCACUGUUUUGAAGUACAGACAGCUCCUAUUAGUGAUCAUGUCCUUCCAGGAAUUACACGCCAAUUGGUCAUUGAAGUAUGCUUGAGCAAGGGAAUCCCCUUUCGAGAAGUUGCACCAUCAUGGUCAGAGAGUGAAUUUUGGGCAGAGGCGUUCAUUACAAGUAGCUUGAGACUUUUGCAGCACGCGGAGACAUUUAGUUUUCCAAGUUCAUGGGAAUCACUAAAUUCUAAAUCUUGGGAGGAGAUCUCAUGGAAAGACAAACAUUUUGAGGAGGGUCCUGGGAUGAUCACUACAAUAAUCCAGAAAGAGGUCAUGGAGAAAGCAGCUUCAGAAGGGUACUUUCUCAGUUAGUUUAUAUAAAAGGUGGAGGUAUCUUCUUUCUUGCAUAGGAUGUUAAUACUUGUGUCUAUCAUCUUGUGCCUCCAUCCGAUACUGGGACAUGCAACCAAGCUGGACUUUAUGUGAUUUGGCCAUUAAGCUCUCUAUGAUUCUGUUGCUCCAGUUCAAGCAAACCAAGGAUCAUAAAAUAAAUGGAUGUACUCUGUUUCGUAUGUAAACCAUCCUAGGUUCUUAUAUGAUUAUUAAGCCUCUUAUCAUACAUAGAAAUUAGUUUGAUCUCUUUGGUUACAAUUUACACAUAUUAUGCAAAAUAAUUCUUGUAAUUGUACCCUCUAUCAUCAUAUAUGGUUUUGUUCAAGGUAAUAUGCGCUGUUGUUUUGGACCCUUGGAUUUCUUUAGUUGAUUAUUGCAGAAACA